UUCUCGAUCGAUGGCGCGGUCAAUAUUGACAGGUGGUGCUUUCGUGGUGGUCCUUUUAUUUGCUAAUGUUUCAGGGGAGAUCAUCAGGACGAAGCAGGAAUUCGAUAAUUUCCUACAAACCUUAGAAGAUCAUACUGAGCUCUCACAAAAGAACCCUUCGAAAAAGUCAAAAACUUUGUACGACUAUCAAACUCGUAAGGCAGCCUACAAAGACUUGACAAAUUCCAGAUGUCUGCUUAGAAAUCUCAAUGAAAGUCACGGUAAUGAAAAUGUUUUCCAAGAAAAUGGAAAAUUGGUUUUGCCCAAAAACUCCGCAUUAUCUGAUCAGCUUACAAAGCGACAGAUUUACACUUUGGGAGGACCAAGGAUAACUGAAUUCUGCAGCGGUUUUCCGGUGUAUUUAAUUCAAGAAAUGAAUAACGACAAUGAAAAUUACAUGAACGAUAUAUUUGUCGAAACUAAUGAAAAUUUUAGAAGACGAAGAUCCACAAGGCACUAUUUUAGAGGACGAGUUAGGGGACAAACCCAGUCUCAAUAUUUGAAUUUUGGUCAAAACACUGAACCUGGAAAAGCUGAGGCUGAAUCCACUUACGAAGGUUCCCGAGCAGUAGUUAGUGGAAGCAGUGGAAUGGGUCAAGCUCAAAGUCAAAGUAGUCCAUUUGACUGCGGGGAUUGCGGUCCUGGUGGAGAUCAAGAACAAACUUUACACUUCAGACCGGGAGGUAUUGAAAAUGAAGAAUUUUCCUAUGAAAGACCUGGUGCUGUUGGACCAGGGGGUAGAGAUCAAGGUGGCAGAGGGACAGGAGAUGGCAGAAGACCAGGUGGUGAAAGUGGAUUUGGACCAGGUGGCGCAAGGCCAAGAAUUGAGGUUGGAAAUCAAUAUGGACCUGGUGAAGGAUAUGGAUCAACUAGUAGAAGGCCCACCACUGGGGUAGAUGGUUAUGGUCCUGGAGAACGCCGGCCAGGUCAAAUUGAAGGUGAUCGAGGUUACGGGCAUAUCGGUGAAGAUGGAGUAGGUGCAAUUGGAAGUAGACCAGGAGUUUCCGGUCCGGAUGGUAGGAAACCUGGCACUUUAUACCCUUCAGGCAAGGCACCUGGUUACGGACCUGGGUUAGACGGUGGAAUUGGGGAACCAUCAGGACAAUUUGGAAGAACGCCUGGAGUUACAGAUGGCAGAUACAGGCCCGGAGGAGAGGGUGCAGCAAUUAAACCUGCUUAUGGGCCUGAUCAAAAACCGGGCGGUGCUGGGGAAGGUUACAUUCCAGGAGGAAGACCUGGUAGUACUGAAGGCAAAUAUUAUGGUCCAAGUGGAAGACCAGGCCUGGUGCCUGGUGAAGAUUACGGGUCAGAAGGAAGACCUGACAUUGGAGGUUAUGUACCAGCAGGAAGACCAGGCACUGGGACAAGAGGUCCCGGUGCACCUGGUACUGGGGAUGAAAGUUACGGCCCAGAAGGAAGGCCAAGUACCGGAGGUAGGGGUUACAUUCCAGCAGGGGGGCCUGGUACUGGGUCAGUAGGGAGACCAGUUGGCGAAGAUGGAGCUUACGGCCCAGGGGGAAGAUUGGGGACUGAUGGUGAAGGUUAUAGACCAGGAAAAAGACCAGGUGCUGGUGAUUAUGGCACAGGAGGAAGACCUGGAAUUGGUUAUGGACCAGAAGGAAGACCAGGUGGUGGCGAUCAGUACGGCCCAGGAGGAAGACCAGGUGGUGGCGAUCAGUACGGCCCAGGAGGAAGACCAGGUAGUCGCGUUCAGUACGGCCCAGAAGGAAGACCAGGCGGUAGCGAUCAGUAUGGCCUAGGAGGAAGACCAGGCAGUGGCGAUCAGUAUGGGCCAGAAGGAAGGCCAGGCACUGGCGUUCAGUAUGGACCAGAAGGAAGGCCUGGUAGUGAAAGUGGAGGUUACAGACCAGGUGGAAGGCCAGGUACGGGAAGAAUUCAAGGAGGAAUUUCUGAUGGCUUAGGAGGAUCAGGAGGAAAAUUUCAAGGUGAACUCGAAGGUGGAUACCAAGAAACUGGGGGUCGUCGUGGCAAAUUCUCAGGAACUUUUAGUGGUGAUUUCCAAGUAGAUCACUCUGGACGACCAGGGCAAGGACUAGGAAGUGGCGGAUAUGGACCUAGUGAUUAUGUUUCUGGACAUCGACCUAGUGAUCAACAGCCAGGAGGUAUUACAGGAGCAGGUUAUGAUCAACGACCUGGAGAACGUGUUCAACCAGUCGGACCAGAUAGGUAUAGGCCAGGUGGAGACAGGUAUGCACCAGGAUCUGGAAGUACUGGAGCUUAUGCACCAGCCGCUGGAGGAUACAGACCAGGUACUGGAGGAAGAGGUUAUGGAACUGAGCAAGGCGGUAGCGGUGGUUAUGGACCGGCAAGAGAUUCUGGUGGUUACGAUCUAGGAGGUGGUGAUGCAGGCGGUACUUAUGGACCUGGAGCCAGUGGUGGUGGUACUGGCGGUUAUGCACCGGGUGCUGGGGGUGCUGGUAUUUAUAGGCCUGGAGGAACAGAGGGAGUUCCACCGGCACAAUUUUCCAGGCCCGGUUCUCCAGUAGAUAGAUAUGGUCCCGCUUCAGGUGGCUAUAUUCCUGGUAGUUUUGGCCCAGGCGAAAGGGGUUAUGGACCGAGCGGCCAUGGUCCCAGUAGUGGAGCAACAGGCAGUUAUGGUCCUGGGACUGAAGCAGGUUAUGUUCCCGGCACUGGUAGAGAUGAUUAUGGCUCCGGAACUAGACCGGGUGAUUACCGUCCUGGAACUGGAGCAGGUGGUUAUGGUCCAGGAACUGGUGUGGGUGGAUAUGGUUCUGGAACUGGUGUGGGUGGAUAUGGUCCUGGAACUGGUGUGGGUGGAUAUGGUCCUGGAACUGGUGUGGGUGGAUAUGGUCCUGGGUCUGGUACAGGAAGCUAUAGUCCUGGUACUGAUGUAAGUGGUUAUGGACCUGGAAGUGGUGUAGGGGACUAUGGCCCAGGAAGUGGUGCAGGAGGUUAUGGUCCUGGAACUGGUGCAGGAGAUUAUGCUCCUGGAACUAGUGGUGGUUACGGUCCUGGUGCCGGAAGAGGGUAUGGUCCUGGAACUAGCCCUAGCAGUUAUGGUCCAGGUGCUGGUUCAGGCGGUUAUGGCCCAGGAACUGGAGCAGGUGGUGUAAUUGGUCAAGGAGAAGGUGUAGGAGGUCAUGGACCAGGUAUUGGCGACUAUGGAGGUCAAGGAGGAGCUUAUAGACCAGGAGUAGGUGACCAAGUUGAAGGAACAGGAAAACCGGGACAACACGGUGAUAGGUAUCAUGAAGAUGCAUCAGAUGACGGAGACUCCCAAGUACUCACAUCAAUCCAACAAAAUGAAAAAAAUGAAACAGAAGCACAAGCACAAGCUCAGGGAAAAUAUCAUGGCGGAACAUCUCAAUCCCAAGUAUCUGGCAGUUAUUCAGGAUCAGGUUCGUUCAGUGCUUCGGCAGGCUCCGACGAUGGCAAACGCGGUGCUCAGACUCAAGUGUCAGGUGGUAAAGAGGGUGCUCAGAGUUCCGCCCAAGGUCGGGGCGGUUUGGGACAGUCCCAGGCUCAAGUGAUAUAUUCUUCGGAGACAGGCGAUACAAUGUCGGGGGCGCAAAGUGGUGGAUCGACACAUGGCUCACAAACACAGGUUCAAGCUAGUGGGAAAGGGGGAAUGGCGGAUGCGCAAGCAAACGGCCCUGGGGCUACUUCAUCACAAGCACAAAUAGCAUUUUCUCCGAAUGAUGGUACCGACUCGCCCCCUCCAAGAGCUGGAGGUUCAGCAAGUGCUCAAGGUGGAACAUAUUCGGGGCAAUCGCAAUCACAAAUCCAAGGCACAUUUAAUCGAGGUAUAAGAUACACAGGUGGAGCCCAGGCUGGAUCUGGGGGAGCUUAUGGAAAAGGCUCUACUAAUUCUACUACCAGAACAUUCGAAUUUAAACCCUUCACUCCAGUAAAAUUUAAUACCCCACAGAUUCAGAAAAAUACAGCCACAACUGAUGUCCAAAUUUCAAAAGUACGAUCAAAUUCAGAUGAAGAUGUGAGGACUGACAGUCCAGUUGAUAAUGAUCAAUAUCCUGAGUAUGAUGAAGAUUAUGAUGAUUCGACGACCACAGUACCACAAACGAGAAGUAUAGACGGAACAGAAGCUAAAAGAACUCAAGUGAUCUCACAAGAAACCAAGACACAGAAGCAACACAUAGUUUUGGAUCCGUUAGAAGAUUUAGAUGCCACCGUACAUCAAAGUACCGGAAACUUCCCUAAACACGGCACAAUUUUACAACCUGGAGAGUUAAUACCGGGUUCACCCGGACAGCGGAUACCAAACGGGUUUAGAGGAAAAGUUCACUCUUUCACAAGAGGUAAAAACACUUACGCAAUAGGCCAAAACUCUUUGGCGCAAAGCGUUAGUCUAACGCCGGGUAGCGGUAAGGUACUUUACAGGAGUCCUAUUUAUGCAGUUGGUACAAAAACAACCCAAUUCAAAAAUGGUCAGUAUGGUUUUGGUACUGUAUACAGCUACCAACCCGCCCAAUACCAUGUCAAAAGCGGUACCGCUUUACCGAACUUUCAUUCCGUAACCAAAUCAGAAACUGGUUCAAAGAAUGUUGUCACCGGUCAAAAAACACCCAGUGUUUACUACACUCAAAGCUCGAGCUGUGGAGUUUUCACCAAUAAUUGUGUUUUCACCGCAAGUGGAAAAUUAUGCACGCCUAAGCCAAAAAACAACGCAGAUGGCUGUUAAAAAUGUAUUAUUCUUAGUUUUAUUAAGUUUUUGAAUAGUGUUCAAUAUUUUUAAUAAAAUAUAUUUAAUAUUUA
Aethina tumida (small hive beetle) is the source of this 4794-nucleotide messenger RNA. RefSeq names its product collagen alpha-1(I) chain (gene prc). The record is from RefSeq and is a predicted model, not a curated record. NCBI's taxonomy places the organism in Eukaryota, Metazoa, Arthropoda, Insecta, Coleoptera, Nitidulidae. Bases 11 to 4720 code for a protein of 1569 amino acids. The transcript is spliced from 13 exons.